Staurois parvus is the source of this 297-nucleotide messenger RNA. The record is from the annotation of a GenBank genome assembly. Lineage: Eukaryota; Metazoa; Chordata; Amphibia; Anura; Ranidae.
AUGUAUGUGAAAUGGUUUGAUACAGUAAUGUUUUACUAUGUGAUUUUAGUGAUUUUUGUGAAUGUCACUUUUUGUAAUUUUCAAGUUUCCCGCCGUUCCGUCCCCUGUACGUCCCGACGCUCGCAGAGGACGGAACCCAGAUGACAGAUGCCGGGAUCCGCCGGAUUUCAUUGCCGGGAACACUGCAGCAGAGACAAGGUAAGUGAUCGAGUGAUCGUGGAGCAGCGCCGCAUGGUAAGCCCGAGUGUAGCUUGGGGUUACUGCUUGUGCUACACUCGGGAAUACCUCCAGGGAGGU